Molecule: messenger RNA, 2796 nt
Organism: Galendromus occidentalis (western predatory mite)
Lineage: Eukaryota; Metazoa; Arthropoda; Arachnida; Mesostigmata; Phytoseiidae
Gene: Cip4
Product: formin-binding protein 1-like Cip4
Exons: 7
Coding region: 270-2057 (595 amino acids)
Biological process (GO): signal transduction
Molecular function (GO): protein binding
Source: RefSeq, a predicted model, not a curated record
ACUCGCUGCUGCAGCUCCUCCGUUAAGCGCUAGAGAGCCAGGCAGUCAGUUAGUCGGUCGGAUAGGCAGGCAGCGAGCCUGGCAGGCAGGCAGCGAUCGGAUAGGAAGGCUAGCAAGGCGGACGACUGAGCCAGCAACCUACUGUUCAGCCUGCGGACGACCACUGCCGCCGCCACUUCGACCCGCCGCCGUUUACCGAGGGUUUGUGAGAACACUUUCGUGAAACAUGUGAUUUGUUCCUCCACGACACGAUAAAAUCGUCGGACACCAUGUCUACUCCCGACUCCCAAAACUGGGGCGUGGAACUUUGGGAUCAAUACGAUAAGAUCUCCGCCCACACCCAGAAUGGAGCCCUAUUCCUGGAGAACUUCCAAAGCUUUAUCAAAGACAGAUCUACGAUCGAAUUCGAGUAUGCCGACCGGCUCCGGAAAAUGGCCCGCAAAUAUCAGCCGAAGAAAACGCGCCCCCAAGGCCAGGAGGACGAAGAAGCGAACUUCAGCACCCACGUAGCGUUCAACAAAAUGCUCGAGGAAGUUGUACAUCUAGCGAAUCAGCACGAAAGGAUUUCGGAAGCGCUGGUUCAGAACAUAGCUAGGGAGAUCGCCGGUCUCGUAAAAGAGCUCAAAGAUGAACGGAAACGUCUACUCGGCGAAGGCACCAAACUGCAACAGAAUCUCCAGAAUUGCGUGGCCCAAAUGGACAAGUGCCAGAAGGCGUACGGCAAAGCCCAUCGCGAAGCCGAAAAAGCGCAUGAGAAACACGAACGUGCCGAAAAAGACAUGCAUCUUUCACGAGCCGAGGUCGAGAUCGCGAAGCAGUCUUCCCUAGCCAAGAACCAGCUCUGCGAAGAAGCGAAGGCUGAGUACGCCGCACAACUGCAUAAGACCAACGAACUUCAACGAAUGCACUUCAACGACUUAAUGCCCAGAGUGUUCAACGACCUCCAGCAAAUGGACGAACGCCGAAUAACCUGUAUACAGAGCUUCAUGAAGCAGGUGGCCGAGUCGCAGCUGAAGGUGGAACCGAUAAUCAACAACUGUCUGAAAGGAAUAAUCACGGCCGCUGACGGCAUAGACGCCAUCAAGGAUUCGGAACGCGUUAUAGAAACUUACAAGAGCGGGUUUACCCCCCCGGACGACUUCCCGUUUGAGAACCUCAGCGAUGAGAAGCCUAACGGGGCGAGUUUGACCUAUAGCUCGAGCACUAGCGGUGGCAUAGGGCACAAAGAUAAACUCACGAUGCGAGGGACGCUCUCUGGCAAGACCAAAAAGCGGAACAUUCUGGCAAACAUUUUCGGCCCUUCGAACAAGAACAACAACGAGGACGCCAAGGAGGAGACGUGGGUCGACCUUCCCCCGAAUCAGAGGAAGAAGAAGAUUCAGAAAAAGCUCAAAGAUGUUCGCAGUGAGUUAGAGCACGAGACGAAUCAGAGAGACGGACUGCACAAAAUGCGGCGAACAUACGAAGAGAAUCCGAAUCUCGGGGAUCCGGCUUCCCUGAACGCCGAAACCGAGCGCUGCAAUAAGCAAAUCGACACCUUACACGAACAAGUGCAGAAACUUCAAAGCCUCCUGAACGAGAUCGAAUCCUCGACUCCGGAUACCGCCAAGAGACAAAGUAGUCACACGCGUGGGAAUUCCAUUAUCAGCGAGGAUACGGGCUCUCUCUCGCGCUCGAACUCGGACGAGUCGAACAUCCACAAUAACUCAGUGUACGCGACGAUUCCAGGAGGCGGGGCCUACACCUCAAACGGGGACCAUGCCGCCUACAAUUCUGAGAGCGGGGUAGGGAGUGGGUCGUUGAGAGACAUUGACGAUCCAGAAUUCGAAGACCAUCACGAAGAAGACGAGACGUUGCCCCCUCUGGGUACAGCUGUCGCUCUUUACCCAUUCGAAGCCGAGAAUGAAGGAGCGAUCGCCAUGUCUGAAAACGAUGAAAUGUACCUCGUGGAACUCGACCAAGGAGACGGCUGGACGAGGGUACGAAUGAGAUCAACGGGUGAAGAAGGAUUCGUACCGUCGUCGUAUAUCGAAAUCAGCAUGUACAACACCUGCUAGCUUUGUUGCUCCCAGAAAGUGCCGUGAAGGUUCCGGACAGCCCUCCGAACUCUUUGGAGCGCAAUCCACCCCUGUAGUUCUUAGAUGGAGGAUGGAAGGAACCUUCGACUGGUGAAGUCCUGGGAUAUUGUAAGAGAAUAUACCGACAGAAGCUCUCCGAUACGUAGAGAUAUUUCUAAUUGAGGCCAUGGCGCAGUCACCAGAAAGUCGAUGAACCACUCAGCGAUAGAAUCAAACGGGAAACGGAUACGAACUUGCAGGCGAUUGUGAGGAGGAGUUCGGGAAAUUUCUUCGAUGAGCGCGCCAAGCAAUACGGCAUCGGAAAAGUUUAAAGAGAGCGUCUAAAUUAUAUUUAUUCCGUGGUACCGAACGCAGAUGUUGCUCGUGAAUCUUAGCGACGGAAUCCACGCUUCGGCUACACAAGCGUUCGAGCGAUUUACACCGGCGGCAAUUAUUGUCGGGCUUGAACGCAGGAAACUGCGAACAGACGGGCGGUCGAGCUUCUGAGUGCAGAAAUCGGAGGCGGAGAGCAAAUUCUAUCAGUUACCAGAUUUGAGAAGUCGGAGCAAGGGGAAAUCGUGUCAUGUAGACAGAUAGGCGAAGAGACUAUACCGAAGAUGCGACUACGAGAUGAUAUGAGGCCACCACUCAUGUAAAUACUUCAAUCAAAACCUAUCAGAUUAUGUAUACCCAGUCAAAUUGAGUCGAAGGCGUCUUUCGUGGAGUGUCAACAUCAAUA